AUGGAGGUGUCAUCUCUGAUUCCAUGCAAGGGCUACACCCCCUGGCAGGGGCUUCUUCUCACAGCCUCCCUUUUCACCUGCUGGCAUCUGUCCACCACUGCCCAAGUCACCAUUGAAUCAGUGCCGCCCCAAGUGGUUGAAGGAGAAAACGUCCUUCUACGUGCCAACAAUCUGCCAGAGAAUCUUCUAGCUUUCUCCUGGUACAAGGAGGUGAGGAAUGUGAACCUCAGAAUUGCACUAUUUGCACUGAACAAGAAUCAAAUUGUGAUGGGGCCUCAACACAGUGACAGAGAAACAGUGUACAGCAAUGGAUCCCUGUGGCUGAAAAAUGUCACCAAGAAGGACACAGGAUUCUAUACCCUACAAACAGUGAAUAGAGCUGGAAAAAUUGUAUCUACAACAACCAUGUACUUCCAUGUGUACACUUCCCUUUACACCUGUGGGCACCCUCCCCCCUCUGCCCAGCCCACUAUUGAAUCAGUGCCACCCAGUGUUGCUGAAGGGGGAAGUGUUCUUCUACUUGUUAACAAUCUCCCAGAGAAUCUUCAAGCUCUUUACUGGUACAAAGGGGUGAUUGCACACAAGAAGUUUGAGGUUGCCCGACACCUAAGACAAAUAGAUUCAAGUUUGCAGGGGCCUGCGCACAGUGGUAGAGAAGCAUUGUUCAGCAAUGGAUCUCUCCUGCUCUACAAUGUCAUCUGUAAGGACACUGGAUUCUACACCCUACGAACUCUGACUACAGAUCUAAAAGCUGAAGUAGCCCAUGUGCAACUCCAGGUGAACACCUCCGUUUCCACAUGCUCUAACUCUCCAACCUUCACACAAGUCACAAUUGAAUCAGUGCCUCAGUAUGUUGCUGAAGGGAAAAGCGUUCUUUUCCUAGUUCAUAAUCUGCCAGAAGAUCUUCAAGAAUUUUACUGGUACAAAUCAGUGUAUAGGACAGACAUCUUUAAAAUUGCAGAAUACAACAAAGCCAUCGAUUCCACCAUCUGGGGGCUUGCACACAGCCAAAGAGAAAUGGUAUACACCAAUGGAUCCCUGCUGAUCGAGGGCAUCACUGAAAAAGAUGCAGGAUUAUACAUGCUAGAAACUUUGAACAAAGAUUACAAAAUUGAAAAAGCAUUUGUGCAACUCCAUGUGAAGAAUUCUUUUGCCACUUGCUGUGACCCUCUAGCUGGAGCUCCACCCACUAUUGAAUCAGUGCCACCCAGAGUAACAGAAGGGUCAAGUGUUCUUCUAGUGGUUCACAAUCUCCCGGAGAAUCUUCAAACCCUUUUCUGGUAUAAAGGAAUUAAUGUGUUCAAGAACCAUGAGGUUAGCCGACACAUAAUAGCCAAGAAUUCAAGUAUGCCAGGUCCUGCACACAGUGGUCGAGAGACAGUGUACAGCAAUGGAUCCUUGGCUCUCCACAAUGUCACCUGGAAGGAUGCUGGAUUCUACACUCUAUUAACUCUGACCACAAAUCUGGCAGCUGAAGUAGCUCAUGGGCAGCUCCAAUUGGACACCUGCAGGUCCUUUCCAAUCCAGCUCACUAUUGAGUCAAUGCCACACAAUGUUGUUGAAGGGGAAAAUGCUCUCCUAAUUGUUCAUAAUAUCCCAGAGGACCUUUUAUCCUUUGUCUGGUACAAAGGGAUACCAAUUGUCAACAGUCACAAAAUUGUACAGAAUGUAGUAACCAGUAAUAAAAGUAUGCUGGGGUCUGAACUCAGUGGAAGAGAGACUGUGUACCCCAAUGGAUCUCUGCUGUUCCAACAUGCUGCCCAGGAAGAUGCUGGAUUCUACACCCUACGAACUUUAAAUGCACAGUUUGAAACUCAAGAAGCACAUGUGUACCUCCACAUAUACAAGCCUGUGGUACAGCCCUUUAUCCUAGUCACCAGCACCAAUGUUACAGUACAGAGCUCUGUGGUCCUAGCCUGCAUUUCAACUGACACUGGAAUCUCAACACAGUGGAUCUUCAAUAACCAGAGUCUGCAGCUCACAGAGAGGAUGACCUUGUCACUGAAAAAGUGCCGACUCAGCAUAGAUCCUGUGAGGAUGGAGGAUGCUGGAGAGUAUAAGUGUGAGGUCUCCAACCCAGUCAGCUCAAUGACCAGUCUCCCAGUCAGGCUUGCUGUAAUUAAUGAGUGA
Molecule: messenger RNA, 2130 nt
Organism: Peromyscus maniculatus bairdii (prairie deer mouse)
Lineage: Eukaryota; Metazoa; Chordata; Mammalia; Rodentia; Cricetidae
Source: RefSeq, a predicted model, not a curated record